This is a messenger RNA of Pelagomonas calceolata, 1486 nucleotides long. The record is from the annotation of a GenBank genome assembly. NCBI's taxonomy places the organism in Eukaryota, Pelagophyceae, Pelagomonadales, Pelagomonadaceae.
UCUGGCUGGGCCUGCUCUCACUGCCACCUGGCUUAUGCGCUCGCGAGUUAGCAGCGCUGCGCUUGCUUCAGGCUUCGUAUAAUCGAUGCUGGGGCUAGCCCGAACGUGGCUAGACAGCGUAGCGCUGCGUUUGGCGUUUGACCUCGGCGCCGCUGCCGCGCUGCUCGGCGCCCGGCCGAGUAAAUGGGCUCUAGCUCGGCCAAAUCGCUCGCAUUGCUCUAAAAAAUUCACCAGUAAUAGCAGACAACCGUAUGGCAGCCCUCACCGAGCCGUGGUCCAAGCGCCACAAGGCUGUCACAAGAAAUGAUCGAGAGGGACUACAGUACAACCUCUCGAACUCGUUCGCGCAGCCGACGAGCCAGGCCGAGCUCGAGCGGCUCGCGCGCGAGCGCGGCGACGACGAAUUAAUCGCCGCGUACCGCGACCACCCUUUAGGUUAUACGCCGAACGGCGGAUCGCGGGACUGCCGCGCGGCCGUCGCGGACUCCAUCUUCAGUGCGUGCCAAGCGGACGACGUAUUGAUCACUGCGGGCGGCCAGGUCGCUUUACAAACAGUGGCGUUUGCUUUACUGGAAGCGACCAGUUCGUUUGUACGCGGUUACGAAACGCCCAGGUCGCACGCCGUCGUGUUCACCCCCUCCUACCAGUCGUGCCAGGAGGCGCCAUUACACGCCGGUGCCGCCGUCAGGAAGGUGCGGUUGACGCGCGCGAACGGCUGGGACAUCGAUCUUACUGAUCUGGAGAUCGCGUGCCGCGCCGACACGAAGCUUAUCCUUAUCAACCAGCCCUGGAACCCCGCGGGCACGCUUGUGUCGCGCGAGAAGCUCGAGGGCAUCGUUGAGAUCGCGCGGCGACACAAUGCGUGGAUCCUGGCUGACGAGAUCUACCGCUUCCUCGAGCACGACGCUGCGACUCGCCUGCCCGCCAUCGCCGAUAUAUAUGAGAGGGGAGUGUCCAUAGGAGCUUUAUCAAAGCCCUUCGGCGCCGGCGGCGCUUCGCUCGGUUGGAUUGCCUGUCGCGACGCCGAGGCGCGCCAGGCUUUCAAGGACGCAAUGUAUUUCGGGACGGCGUGCCCAGCGCGCGCGAGCGAGCUCCAGGCUCUGAUGGUCCUGCGGGCGCGCGAUGUUUUACUAGAAAGGAAUUUGGGCAUCAUACGGCGGAACCUAGAAAUCGUCGAGCGCUUCCUCGGCGAGAAUAGUGACCUGUUCUCGUACGUCAAACCGACGGCGGGGUGUGUCCUGUGGGUCGAAUUCAAGGGCCCGCUCACCUCGACGGAGCUCGGCGCCGCGCUCGCCGAAGCGGGCAUCUCCAUGAAGCCCUCCUACUGCUUCACGCCCGAUCCGGACGACGGCGUCGACCAGUACUUUCGCAUAGGGUUCGGCGAGGAGAAGGUGCCCGCCGCAAUUGAAGCUCUGGCGCGAUUCGUGGAGGCGAAGAGAAAUGAGUGGGGCUUUCCACGACGUGCGUAGUGUGUAUAAAACUAAUG